AUGGGCACUGUACUAUCACUGUCGCCUGGCUCUCGUAAAUCAGGCUAUUAUGACAACCGGCCGGGCUCCCUCAGCCACUAUCCGAGCCUCAGCAGCCGCUCUCUCAACACCCAGAAAGACCGCGGCCUGAAACGGGGGCAGUCAAUCUUCCUCCCGGCACUGACCUGGAAACGGCUGGUGGCCUCCACUAAGAAGAGAGGCAGCUCCAAGAAAGGCUCGGGUGGUGCAGGGGGGCUUGGUGACCCCCUGAAUAACAACAACAACAUCAACAUCUACCAGAAAGACCCCGUGCUUCACCUCAACCGUGAGAAUGUGAAGAAGUCUCUGUCAUGUGCCAACCUGUCCAACUAUGAUGGCCCAGCAGGACUGGGCUUAGGGUUAGGGUAUGGACUGGGGCUGGGCCAUGGGCACAACUAUGGUUAUAGUAAAUCCCAGCAGCUCUCCUCUGUGAAAAAAGUCCCCCAGGGGACGUUGACCUCAUCCCCCAAGCGGGUCAUCGUCCAGGCCUCCACAAGCGAGCUUCUCCGCUGUCUGGGGGAGUUCCUGUGCGGUCGCUGUUACCGUUUAAAGCAUCUGUCUCCGGCCGACCCGGUGCUAUGGCUUCGGGCUGUGGACCGCUCGCUUCUGCUGCAGGGCUGGCAGGAUCAGGCCUUUGUCACGCCGGCCAAUGUGGUCUUCGUCUACAUGCUUUGUCGGGAUGUCGUGGACGGUGACCUGGUGGCCUCGGAGCAUGAGCUGCAAGCCACACUGCUCACCUGCCUCUACCUGUCCUACUCCUACAUGGGCAACGAGAUCUCUUACCCUCUAAAACCUUUCCUGGUUGAGGCUGGCAAGGAGGCCUUCUGGGACCGCUGUCUGGCCAUCAUCGACGCCACCAGCUCCAAGAUGUUGCGCAUCAAUGCAGACCCACACUUUUUCACACAGGUGUUCGCUGAACUGAAGAGUGAGGGAGGCUGCGGCCCCCAGGACUACAGUCGGGUGCUGGAUCGGUGA
This is a messenger RNA of Lampris incognitus (smalleye Pacific opah), 993 nucleotides long. RefSeq lists its product as uncharacterized. NCBI's taxonomy places the organism in Eukaryota, Metazoa, Chordata, Actinopteri, Lampriformes, Lampridae. Gene Ontology annotation, molecular function: cyclin-dependent protein serine/threonine kinase activator activity; protein kinase binding. Bases 1 to 993 code for a protein of 330 amino acids. The transcript has a single exon. Gene Ontology annotation, cellular component: protein kinase 5 complex; cytoplasm. The record is from RefSeq and is a predicted model, not a curated record. Gene Ontology annotation, biological process: activation of protein kinase activity; positive regulation of cyclin-dependent protein serine/threonine kinase activity; brain development.